This is a messenger RNA of Dinoponera quadriceps, 1056 nucleotides long. RefSeq lists its product as uncharacterized. The record is from RefSeq and is a predicted model, not a curated record. NCBI's taxonomy places the organism in Eukaryota, Metazoa, Arthropoda, Insecta, Hymenoptera, Formicidae. The coding region runs from base 1 to 1056 and encodes 351 amino acids. The transcript is spliced from 3 exons.
AUGAAGAUGCAUCCCGUUGGAAUCGUGGCUGUCCUGCUGGUAAUCGGCACCGAAAUUUUGGGAUAUCCUCCACAGGAGAGAAUAAUGCCAGAUGAGACGCCGGUUCCCGAGGACGCGGCCGAACACGAGGACUCCGUGGCGUCGGCGUCGGAGGUGAGCGAGGAGUACGACGACUCCGACAUGUACAUGGAGCCGGACGAGACGACGAGCCUACGGCCGGGACUCGAAGCGGGGACGACGAGGAAGAGCGACGAGGAAGAGACGUCCACCGAAACUGCCGGCGAGAAGCGGUCCGAGGCGAAGCCGGCGGCCGACCAAGAGGCGAGGAACAGCGAGGAAGCCGCGAGGUUCGCGGCGGACGGCGCGAGCCUGGAGACCGAGAGCCAGAACUUCUUCCCGUCGUUCGCGGAGCUGUUCGCGAACCACCGGCUACCGUUCGCCGAGCAGCAACGGUACCGGCCGAACAGGUUCCUCGGUUACUUCCAGCGCGAGCGGAACUACCAGGCGGCCGCGAGCGCCACGAAGGACCAGCACUCGCUGCUGGGCUCCGGUAACUUCGGGGUGAUCCGCGGCGGCACUUAUUACCCGGAGGACAAGGAGAACGACGAGUACUCGGUGGACGAGAGCCUGUACAAUCCGUACUACCACGGGCGCGGCCGCGCCCAGUACCACAGGAACCCGAAGCCGCAGCCGGUGCGCGGCGGCGACUUCUUCGCGAACUUCCGCGACUUCGCCGACAUCACGGCGCCGCCCAAGUCGAGUUUCUCGCAUCUGUCGGUGGUGUACGCGAACAGGAACGGCAGCGACACCGUCGUCGGCCGCGUCACCGAGCCACGGAACAUCAUCGAGACACUGAGGAUGCUGGAGGAGGAGGAGGAGGAGGAGCGAGGGAACGCAGGGGAGGAGGAGGAGAAGGAGGAGACGCUCACCACGGAGGAAACGCCGAGGAAGAAGCAGAGCAAGGGCAAGCGGAAGCUGAUGAAGAUGAAGCAGUACGAGGAGGACAAGGCCAGGCGGUCGCGCAUGUCCGUCGAGCCGCUGCUCGCCCUCAGCUGA